GACACGGGUAUGAACUGUUCUUACUUGUAGUCCUAUAGGCUAAUACUGUUGAGCCGACUAUGGACUUGCAUUAAUAAUAUUUUAGAAAGAGAGUUCAAAUAGCGUUAUUAUCGCUUUAUUUUCCAAAAGGCAAAAUUAUGCUUUAACCUUGAUGGGUUUGUUUUUUUUUCUUGCACUGCCACUAAUGCGGUUAUAGGCGAAAGCAAGCGUGUGCCUGGAAGUUGUAGUUACAUCCACUGCCAGCUGCAUCCAGCUGAGGUGAACAGGUGGUGCUUGGCUGAGUUUCCGAUAAGGGUUGUGCAUUAGCGAUACGGCGUCAGCAGAGCAGAGGGGACUCAGAUGUCCCUUUCCGACAAGCCCGCACCUUAGUUUAGGACACUGAAAGCCACGGGCGUUUCUGUAAAGUAAGGUGAGACAUUCGUUUAAAACUAAUAUCAAAAUAAAGCCGUCGAGAUGCCAGAAGCGGGGACGGAUAUGAGUAUGGACAGACUCUUUGGGCUUAAACCCCCGACGUCCGUGGGCACAGAAAAUAUCGCGCCUUCCUCUUUGACUGGUGGUCCACCGGGAGACAUCCUUCGAAAUUUUUAUCACACGAAGAGGGUUGGAAAUUAUCUAAUCGGAAGAAAACUCGGAGAGGGAUCUUUCGCCAAAGUUCGUGAGGGUCUUCACGCGUUGACCGGUGAGAAGGUGGCAGUGAAGGUGAUAGACAAGAGGAAGGCCAAAAAAGACUCGUACGUGACAAAGAACCUGCGUCGGGAGGGCCAGAUCCAACAGAUGAUCCGUCAUCCCAACAUCACGCAGCUGCUGGACAUCCUGGAGACGGAGAACAGCUACUACCUCGUCAUGGAGCUCUGCCCCGGGGGCAACCUCAUGAACCUCAUCUAUGAGAAGAAGCGUCUCGAUGAGAGGGAGGCACAGAAGUAUGUCCGGCAGCUGGUCAUGGCUGUGGAGCACUUGCACAGAGCCGGGGUGGUGCACAGGGACCUAAAGAUUGAAAAUCUCUUGCUGGAUGAACAAGACAACAUAAAGCUAAUAGAUUUUGGGCUGAGCAACUGUGCAGGGAUCCUGGGAUAUUCAGACCCUUUCAGCACCCAGUGUGGCAGUCCGGCGUACGCCGCCCCCGAGCUUCUCUCCAGGAAGAAGUAUGGGCCCAAAGUGGAUGUCUGGUCAAUUGGAGUAAACAUGUACGCCAUGCUCACUGGCACCCUUCCCUUCACGGUGGAGCCGUUCAGCCUCAAAGCCCUGCACCAGCGGAUGGUGGACAAAGACAUGAACCCGUUGCCUCCUUCGCUCUCCUCAGCUGCAGUUAGUUUGCUGAAGAGCCUUCUAGAACCAGACCCUGCCAAAAGACCCAACAUCCAUCAAGUUAUGGCUGACUCCUGGCUACAGCUAGGCAACCCGCACACUGGGAUCCCUUACCUGAACAGGAUCCAUAUCGAGGAGAUCAACCACACGGUCCUCCUGCACAUGACUGAACGGAUGGGCUACAAGCACAGCGAGGUGCUCAGCGCCGUGCUCACCAACCGUGCCUGCCAUACCCUUGCUGUCUACUUCCUCCUCAACAAGAAGAUGAAGAGACUCUCCAAAGAAUAUCGGGAGAAGCAGUACACCAUGGAGAAGGAGAAAAAGAGUGAGCUGUUCCAGACACAGUGGAGGAAACACAUUGAGAAGAUCACCAUCCCUCCCAAGCAAACGCCCAUCUACCUGGCCGUGAGCAAGGGCCCCACCAAAGAAAAGAAACCGAAAACGGGACUCCUCAAAGCGAUGACGGGACUGAAGGAUGCUUACUCUGGCCAGGGUGGCUGCAUCGCCUCCUCCUCUCUGGAGUACCUGGAGAUCCACCCGCUGUAUGCCCGCACGGCCCAGGAAGGCCGGCACCUCGACACCCAGCCGCCCGAGAAGGGUGGCUCCAAAGACGGCCCGAGAGCCGUCGACGUCCCUGCCCGGCCGCCCUCGUCGCUGGGCGCGCACUCCUGGGCCUCGGCCAGCAAGGAGACCACCAAAGACGCCCCUCCGUCGCCCUGGUACAAGCUCACCAACGGUGCCCUCUCACCGCCCCGCCACGUUUCUGCCUUCCAGGUGGACAGCUCCUACCUGAAGAAGGCCACCAUCCCCAGCCCCCCGGUGCUAGUAGUCAAACCCCCACCCAAGAAGAGCCCCCCCACCACGGACUGGCCCAGCCCCAGCAAGUCAGGCGGCUGCCCGCCCGGCAGCGGGGGUGGCGAGGGGCCCGAGAGCCCACAGCACCGUGCCAAGUUCCCCUCCAUGGGCAUCGGCCAGAUCUUGAAAAAGAAGGUGCCGCCCUUCACCUUCCAGGUGCCUCCAUUCAGACCAGAAAAAGCAGUGGAAAUGGAGUCGCCCACUCCGUACCACAUGCAGACGCUGCUCUGCGCAUCCGGGGCCCUCAAAACCCUCUGCUGAUGGAGAGACUUUCCAAAGCUUAAUAUCUUCUGAGCUGUCACCUUCUGAAGUAAAGAAAGUAAAGAAAAAACUAACAAAAACCACAGAAAAUGUAUGCAGUAAUUUUCUAGUUGACUCCCACUGCUUCGACUCUGUUUGAAGCAGCAGGGCUCCCAGCCUGACUGGGCCUGACCUACGUCCUCCGGGGAAUUCGCUGACUUCUGUCCUCCAUAUGCACAAAUUGAGCCAAUGCCUGUAGAGAUCACGCACCCCAGCUCCGAACACUGUGUUACUAGAUUACCUCUUCCGCCAUGCUCCCGGCGGCACGGCCGUCGCCGAGAGAAAACUUCACAAGUCUCGGAAACGCUGACUUUAAUACUUGUUGCAGAAUGCAACAAGGCUGUUUUUGAACAUCUGCCUCCGCUGUUCCGGCUCGAGGCUCAGAAAAAUGACUUUCUCUCCAUUAGAUGUUCUGCUUACAUUUCACAAUAUGCAGCAUCACUGCCAGAUCAGUAUUUGUAUGUACCUCGGGGCUCUGGGGAAGCAAUACAGCUUGAGACUGUUUCGAUGCCAAUGUUUUGUAUUACAUAAUUGCAAUUGCUGGGUAAUUCCAACUCACAAGAUACAGACACUCAGGUCUAGCUGACAGAGCCCACCCUUCUCACAGACGAAGUCUUCUCCCUUUAGCCCUGCGGACCUAUCCGGUGACCGUCCACAUUCCUGUUUCAGCUUCCUCCUAAGUCAGGAGGUCACUGAGCUCAUGUAUAGCCUUAAGAUGUGUUGCGUUUAAGGCCUUAGCCUGAGGGGGAGGGGGGCGGGUUCGUGGUGUUCCGGUACGUCCUGUAGCUUCUGUGUUAUCCCACUGAGUGACGUGAUGCAGCGAGUGUGUACGGGAUAAUCCCAGAGACGCACAAUGCCGAGGCGCUUUAGUUCUGUACAUUGAACGAGUGUGGUCCCGUGACUUGAAAACUGCUUGUGAACGUGAACUCCGUGCAUCCUUCAUCCUUCCUGAACCUUUUCGCGUGUGCGUUUGCCGCACACCACUGUAGCUGAGGCGAGAAGCCUUUGGCUUUUUGGUCUUUACUUGCACAGAAGGCUGUGAACUGUUUGUUAAUGAACUUUCUCCCCUAAUGUCAACUACUUCUUUGCAUGCAGUGAACCCAGUUUGGAGUAUUGUGUCCGCUUUUGGAGACUUUUCUUCGAUAUGAAGAUUUAAGGUGUAAAAUCUUUUGAAUCCUUGAAGGUUUUUUUGUACGUUUUUGUAACAUGUUGCUGUGCUUAUGUGAUGAGAGAUUUUUAUGCUGUAAAAAAAAGAUUUUAAAUAUUUAUAUUUCAAAACA
Molecule: messenger RNA, 3740 nt
Organism: Electrophorus electricus (electric eel)
Lineage: Eukaryota; Metazoa; Chordata; Actinopteri; Gymnotiformes; Gymnotidae
Gene: hunk
Product: hormonally up-regulated Neu-associated kinase
Biological process (GO): intracellular signal transduction; protein phosphorylation
Cellular component (GO): cytoplasm
Molecular function (GO): ATP binding; protein serine/threonine kinase activity
Source: RefSeq, a predicted model, not a curated record